GCAUUUUCCAUGUCCCUCGUGCAUUUUGUUUGCUCUCAGCAUGCUUUACGUUCCUAGCGAACGUCAUUCCCGGUUCCCUGCAAUUCUCUCGAAAUUGUCCUAAACAUGGACGAAUGUAUACAGCUAGGGUUUCAUGCUGUAUCGAAUGGAGUACCAGGGAGCUAAGAUUUUGCACGGAAAGUGAUCGCUUGUAGUGUUUGUUUGUAAAGAAAGCGCGAAAGGGUCUACGCUCCCCGGGAUCAACAUGUCGACGAGUGGUUCACCUCCGAAGAAAAUUCACUUCGAGGUGGGAGCGAAGCUGGAAGCAAUGGAUUAUACCCAGAACUGGUACCCCGCUAAAAUCUGCCGUGUUGAUAGCCACGGGAAGAAGGCGUUAAUCCAUUUUGAAGGGUGGAACCAUCGUUUUGAUGAGUGGAUUGCUUUUAAUAGUGAACGGCUGAGACCUCACCGUGGUGGCCACUUGGAGCACAAAGAGGAGAAAACACAACAACAAGAUGUUUGCGACUACAAGGAAUGGAGAAAUGGUGAUCGUAUUUUAGCCAAGUGGCAGGACUGCAAAUUUUAUCCUGCAAAAAUACUAAAGAUCAAUACAGAUGGGUCAUUUGAAGUGCUUUUCUAUGAUGGUUUCAAGAAAACAGUCCAAAGAAGUAACAUAAAACCAGACAACAGCAAGAAAACAUUUCCAGUAGACAAGGAGCUGGCAAUGGAAAAAUCUGAGAGGAUUGAACGCAGGGCCAAGCUAGCCGCUGGUCGAGCUGAGCGAGCACGAAAGCGUAGUAAGGAGCUGGCAGGGAUUUCUCCAUCUCCCCCCACCAGCAAGAGAAGAGAAAGGGGGAGAAGGACAAAAGCAGAGGAGGAGAUGGGUAUGACAAGUGAGUCCAGUAUGUCUAGUCCAGCAGAGCCCCCGCAGGAAGUACCUGAAGCAGAUGAAGUACCCGUGGAUACAGCUAACAUGGCAACAGAUCAAACAGAGAGAGAAAAAGCUCCAGAAACAAUGGAAACUUCUCAACCAAUCACCCAGAAUGCUAAAACCCCAGAAAUUGAAACAUCAACGCAUAAAGAAACAUGGUCUGAAAAACAAGAGAAGGAAGUUCUUACUGGUAAGAAUAGCAGUAGAGACAAGACUUCUGGAGAAAUACAUAGUGUGAAGAAUACCACCAAAGCAAAUGAAACAAGUGCCAAUGAAGAGUCUUUACCUGAAUUAGAUAUUAGUAAUGAAGACCCAAAAAGUUUAUCUAAAGAUAUGUUAAAUGUAAACAAACAAAAUACAGAUACAAUAGAUACAAAUUCUCUUUCUGGUGGAUGUAGAGGUCCCCAAAAUGAUGUAGAUUUAGAAGAAGACAGAAAGGUUUCCUCUAGAGAAGCCAGUGCAUCUGAAAAUAUACACGAAGUUGAAAAGCCUCUCAGCUCAGCCUCAGCACAGGAUAAAGAUCACUACAGCUCUGUUGAACCCAACACUGAUAAGGCAAAAGAAGUGUCAAGGAUUAGAAAUAUUAUCCAAAGCGUUAAGGAGACUAUAGCAAACGAGAACAAUAACAUUCAAGCCAUGGUGUCUUCAAUCUGCAAACAGGCAGAUCUGAGGACAGAUCUAGCAGCGACAGCAUCAAGACAAGGCAUGAUAAAACCACAAAGAAAACCUAAGAGUACUGGGCGUGGUGGAUCAAGGGGUGCAAUGAACCCCAGAAAACGAGCCUUGCGCGGGUCAGGGCGUAACUCCAUGAGUCCAAGGGGUUACGGGUAUUCAAUGGCAUUCAUGGACCCUGUCUCUAAGCCUGAGAGCUCUGAAUCACUUGCAACUACUUCAUCUUCACCAACGACUUCUGCUUCUAUAACAGCCUCUUCUUCCCCAGUUCUGCACCAAGCUGAAAAGGAGGCCAGUUGUGUCAAUGUUGAAACAAAAGAGACUAAGACAGCUAGUGGACUGUUACCAGAUUCUGAGGAAUUGAAUGAAGUUCUUGAGGCGGAUGAGGAGACAGUUGUUGUUAUACCUGCAGAUCCUGUGAACACUGCAACAGCUAGCUCCACUUCACCUGCCACCACCUUGUCUAAACCAAAAACUCAGAAUUUUCAUAAGAAGAAAAUGCGACUUGACCAGAUUACUGACAAACUAUCAGCACAGUGCAAGAGUCAAAUAGAAGCUGCUGCUAGCUCACCCUCUGCCUUCCAGGUGGCCAAACCUCACACCCCAACACCACCCCCACCAACACAGCAACCAGCUCCACAACCAACGAUGCAAACGACACCCACACAUUCUUCAACAUCCCACACUCCACCCACACCCAUAUCUGCUCCCUACCCUGUUGAAGGCUACCCUCCGCCCUUGAUCUAUGCACCUAUGUCUGGGGCCUGUUGCACCAACCCCCAUUGUCAUGGUCAGCACCAAGCGAUGUAUGCCAACCCGCCUCCAAGUCACAGAGGGCCAUUGCCGCCGCCCCAUGGCAUGCACGGGAUGGGGCCAUCGCCUCACCUGCAUGUGCCAUCGUCACCUUAUGUCAUGUACCAGCCAGGAGUGCCAUGCUCCUGUUCAGGCUGUACAGGGGGAGUAUACCGACCCACAGGUCCCAUCACCCACCCAGAAAGUGCCCUUGCAAGGCUCAUACAGUGUGAACAGAGGAUUCUCCAUAGUGGGCCUAGGCCCUCCAUUCCUCACUACAGGGAAGCCCCCACUCCUCACAGUCCCUGGUUAGCGCAUGGCCACCCCCACCAACAGUACAUGUCUUUGCCGUCCAAACGUGAAGAGAUGUGGAGACAGCAGGAAGCUGAAAGAUCUGCCCUUAUGAGAAACACACCCUCAUUGAGUCCCACCUCUGAAAGUGCCAUGCUGCAGAACUGGAGACAAAAACUAGAGCGACCUCUCACCACCCUCAAACUCAACCAACCUGACAGCAGUCCUGCCAGUACUCCAGCCAGUAUCCCAGAGAGCGCUAAUAAUACUCCACUCCACCCUUCUCUAAGCAGCAAACAAGAAACCAGUGUUCCCAAAAGUGACAAUAAUACAGUAGUAACAACCCAGGCUGCUUCUGUCACCCCUGCAACGCCAUCAGCUAGCUCUGCUGAUGCUACCACACCCAGCUCGAUGUCACCCCAACAGCGCACCUCUGCCAUGACCCCGAAUGGUACCCCUGUCAGUAUGGUAGGGGGUAAGAUGUCCCUUGGGUCUACACCAAGGACUGCUGAGUUAGGCUUGGGGCAAGACGUAGUAGACGGCGAGGGUCGAAAGGGGAAAGAUUCAGAACGCGGUAUCACGGGCGCUUCGCUGCAGGCAGGGACGUGCCCUGAUGCAGACGAGGACUGGGUCCAAGGAUUUUGCACCACUCCUUGUCCGAAACACUACAAAAGAAGGCAAGAUUACAAUGAGGAAUACUCUGAAGACGAGACGUAUCAGCUAAGGCAUCAACUCCACAGCUCCUUCGACCAUAACCUUGUUUGCCAGGACCAACCCCACACCAAGAGUGACCAACCUCUCUGCUCCUGCGACCUACAUACUGACACCUGCGACCUGCACUAUGGCACGCCCGACCUACAUAAUGAUACGCCCUACCCAAUCUAUGGCAUGUGUGAUGCACAACCUGACACGUACAAUCGCCAUCGUGGCAUAUGCGUUGUUUCCAUUGACGUAGGCGUGUCCUGGACUGAUCAGGAAUCAUUUGCAGAGAGACGCAGACUAAUAGAUAGAGAACGCAAGCUGCGUCCCAGAGCAAUGGAGACUUUAACUCAAAGAACACUUCGUCGCGAGAAGGAACGCCAGAGAAUUAAAGAGCAAAGGCAGAAGUUCCUCAGUUCAAGCUUAUCUGAUGGGAAUUGUAAAUUGCAGCAACAGCUAGAGGCCUGUCGUAUACAGCUGCGAGAAGCUCAGCGACGGCGACGCGCAAGAGUCAGGGCAUUAGAAACAGAAGAACAGCGGAAGAUGCGCUUAAGGGACUUGGCAAGGAAGGCAAAGGCACGGCGAUGGCGUAGAGUGUCUGGCUCUUCACCACAUGCAAGUCUGCAUGGCCAAUCCUCGGGGGAGAUAACUCACAGCAACACUGAAAGUUGGUCAGAGGGAAGUUCAAGGAAAAAAGAAUUAGUGAAAAGUUUGCUAGGAAAAUACCAUGCUUGGAAUUAUGCAAAGAAAAGAAUUAAGUCCCAUCCUUUGAAUAUGCCUUCUGAUUGUGCGCCUUCGGGGAGUACAGUUAACUCAGAGAAAAGGGUUUCCUCUUCAGGAGAGACUAAAUUAUCCGAUUUGGGGUCAAUAAGGUCUGAUACUAACCUACAUAGCAUGGACUUAGCUAUACAGUCAAAUACAGUAGAUGGUCUUAGUGCUCAGGCGAGUGGUGAAAACCAAAACUCGUACGCAUUUAGCUGUUUCUCUUGUGAAAUUCCCCAGAACAGUUUGCGAAGUGAAUUGCCUGUCAACACAACUUUAACAACUCAUCACCCUUCGUCUUUACAUCGUUUGGAAUCGCCACCUCAUACUUAUAUGGUCAAGGGCCAUCAAGCUAGUUCAACAUUCGCUUAUCGGAUGCCUGUUCCCACACCAGAAAAGCAGUACCCUUGGUUUUAUAACCUAGGCAACAACAAACGUCACUACCCGAACGUCUUGACUCCACAAGAUCUGUACACCUCAAAACGUCUUGACAACACAGAUCCUGUUGAUGCAGUGCUCGAAAGGCCAUUCAUUGAUAAUGAAGACAAUUAUAAGGUCUCGUGCCAGAGACAGCAAAGGAACUCCCAGAUGGUACAUCGUCAGGGUCAAGUACCAAGUAAAAAGCUUAAAUUCCAUGAAGUGGUAUUUUCAAGUGGUCAUCAUCAAUAUAGAGAGGAUUUCAAGAAGAAAUGUUCUUAUGCAACUAAUUGUGUCACAUCACCUCAAGGGUCGCCAACAUCUCCAAGCUUGCUGUCUGUGUCAACUGAAUCUCUAACGUCAUUUCCUGCACCUACGGCAUUGCCGGCGUCAGUCUCACAGACUGCACAGGUUAUAGAAUCGUUGUCCCACGUGGCUUCACAAGUUUCUAGGGAUUGGCCUAGUCCUACCAGCAAUGCCUGCUUACUGCCAUCACCUUCUGAAAAAGAGGAAGGAAUUCAGGAAGUAUCUUUGACGAAAGCUUCUGUGCAUAAGAAAUUUAUUAUUGUCAGCGAGCCACUGUCAAAGACCCCUGGUAACGAGAAAGAAACUAUGGAAAGGUUCAAGACACCCGGAAACCAGGAAGGAAUUCUUGAGUCUUUGAUAAAGUCUCCUGAACACGGGAACGUAUUUAGAAACGAGGAAGUAUUUCUGGAGGUGCGAAAGACCCCUGGUACCCAAGGGGUGAAUGUGUCUAAAAUCACAGAAAACAAUACAAAAGUUCUGGAGGUGCCAAAGGUUCCUGAUAACAAAGAAGGAGUCCUGGGGGAGUAUUUGACAAAGAUCACUCGGUGUAAGAAAGGCAUUUGUGUCGGAAAAUCUUUGCUGAAGUCUUCUGAACACGGCCAAGUGGUCCUUGUUGGGCAGCCCAUAUUGAAAUUGCCUAUAAAUAGGGAACUGAAAACUUUGAAACUGCCUCUAUCAAAGUGUGCUGGAAAUGAAAAAGGAAUAGUCUGGCAAUCCUUAUCAAGUUCUGGACAUGGUGACGGUUUGCAGGGGUCUAAGCAACCACUAGUUGACUUUAAUAGAGGUAUCCUAGUGGGGGACUAUAAAAAGUGCUAUCUGGGACUUGUCGACGAGCUGCGAGGUAUGGCUUAUGCAGGUGAAAACCAAAAAAUGUCAAUGGUAAAACACUCGCAAAAUAAUGUAGUCAGUAGCUUGAACUGCACCUCGACCAAUUUACAGCCAUUGGACUCAACUAAGGCAUCUGUUAACCUUGGUUCAUUGCCGUGUCUACCAAGCUCUACCGAGCAGGGCAAUCCAGCAUCAACUGGGGCAGAGGAUCCAGUUGCUGUAUCUACUUUCAAAAGUCUUAACUCCAGUCAGUAUUUGCAGGACACUAGAUUAUCUCAAACGUGUAAUCCUGAGGACAGAACUUCCCUCCAAAGUGCAGAAAGGGCAGGAGCUUCUUUUACUCAAGAAUAUCUUCAUCGUGGCCUCCAAAACUAUGGCAACAAUUAUGAGAGGCAUUCAACCCUGUCCUCUGGUUGCCUUCGUGGCCCCUUGACUGGAGAGCCUGUUUACCCGUUUGUUUUCCCAAGGUCCGCAGUGCCUGAGGAUGAAGAGCUUCGAGUGGAGAGAAGAAGAACACAGAUGAGAGAGGCUCAGAGAAGGAGACGUGCCCGACUGCGUGCCGGUGAAACAGAGCAGGCAAGAUUGGGCAGGUUGCAGAGGGAAGCCAGGCUUGCGAGGGACCGCAGAUACAGACGUUGUUCUGAGAUGCCUGAUACGGGCACUGUCUUGGAGCUAAGAGAAAAUGAUGAUAAAACCUAAAGGGGUUUUCGAGAGGAUAAAUAAAUAACCAAAAAAAGCAUGCUAUUACAGAAUAACAUAACAUAAAGCUUAUAAUGUUUAAGAGAAAACUCUAAGACACUGGAUUGAAUUGUAAAUGAUGUUUAGGGUUUAAGUUGUUUUUGGUAAGUUACAGCAUUCCAUAAAUAUGUUAGAAUGUUGUUGUAAAUAAUGUUAAAUUAAGUUAUAUUCUGCUAAAGUCAUUAUUUUUUGGUGACAACGUUUAAAAAAGUGUAUAACACGAAAAUAGAUUAAAAGCAGAAGCAAUAGAAACACCACUGACAAGUUAUAAGGUGUUAUGCUAUCUUGAUUCGCCAAGAUUUCCUCCUUAAGGUCAUCAACAGUAGGUGAGGCAAAUAAGAAAAUGCAUACUAUUUGCAA
This is a messenger RNA of Nematostella vectensis (starlet sea anemone), 6775 nucleotides long. RefSeq lists its product as uncharacterized. The transcript is spliced from 14 exons. Gene Ontology annotation, biological process: regulation of transcription by RNA polymerase II. Bases 245 to 6376 code for a protein of 2043 amino acids. Gene Ontology annotation, cellular component: NSL complex. NCBI's taxonomy places the organism in Eukaryota, Metazoa, Cnidaria, Anthozoa, Actiniaria, Edwardsiidae. The record is from RefSeq and is a predicted model, not a curated record.